Messenger RNA from Parascedosporium putredinis, 696 nucleotides. NCBI's taxonomy places the organism in Eukaryota, Fungi, Ascomycota, Sordariomycetes, Microascales, Microascaceae. The record is from the annotation of a GenBank genome assembly.
AUGCUCAAAGCAGCCCUCGCCCUCGCCCUCGCGGCGCUCCCGCGCAGCGCCCUAGCCCAGGCGGACCAGGAGCAGCGAACCUUGCGGUACAUGCCCUUUGGCGACUCCAUCACGGACUACGGCUGCUGGCGCCCGUGGCUAGCCGAGAAGCUCAAGGCCGACGGCCACACGCUAGACUUUGUUGGCGGCCGGCGCGCCGAAGCCGAGUGCGACGGCCUCGACUACGAUCGCGACCACGAAGGGCAUCCUGGCUUCCAGGCUGUUGAUAUUGUCAAAGACAACCAGCUGGCCGGGUGGCUGGCCGAUAACCCCGCUGACAUCAUCACCAUGCAUCUUGGGACGGUGGAUAUUGUUCGAUCGAGCACGAAGGCGGACGUGAUACUUCAGGCAUAUGAUGCGCUUGUGGAUGCCAUGCGCGAACACAAUCCCGCUAUGAGAAUCAUUGUCUCGCAAAUCAUCCCCUUCCCGGCCAACGACGGCCUCGUACAAGCGCUCAACGCGGCCAUCCCCGCCUGGGCCGAGUCCAGAAACACGACCGAGUCUCCGCUCUGGCUUGUCGACCAGUACACAGGGUUUAGCGGCACCGCAGACUUAUACGAUGGACUCCACCCGAGCGAGUCCGGCGACGUGAAGAUUAGCGAAGCGUUUUACCCAGCGAUGCUGCAGGCAAUCGAGAGUUUCGAGGCGGAGAAGUAA